Condylura cristata (star-nosed mole) is the source of this 1867-nucleotide messenger RNA. RefSeq names its product RAB1B, member RAS oncogene family (gene RAB1B). The record is from RefSeq and is a predicted model, not a curated record. Gene Ontology annotation, molecular function: GTP binding; GTPase activity. NCBI's taxonomy places the organism in Eukaryota, Metazoa, Chordata, Mammalia, Eulipotyphla, Talpidae. The transcript has 6 exons. The coding region runs from base 91 to 696 and encodes 201 amino acids.
CGGGGCUUUUGGGGCGGAGCGGCCACCAUCUUGGAACGGGAGGCGGAGCAGAGCCGACUGGGAGCGACCGAGCGGGCCGCCGCCGCCGCCAUGAACCCCGAAUAUGACUACCUGUUUAAGCUGCUUUUGAUUGGUGACUCUGGUGUGGGCAAGUCGUGCCUGCUCCUGCGGUUUGCUGAUGACACGUACACAGAGAGCUACAUCAGCACCAUCGGGGUGGACUUCAAGAUCCGAACCAUCGAGCUGGAUGGCAAAACCAUCAAACUCCAGAUUUGGGACACAGCUGGUCAGGAGAGGUUCCGGACCAUCACUUCCAGCUACUACCGGGGGGCUCAUGGCAUCAUCGUGGUGUAUGACGUCACUGAUCAGGAGUCCUAUGCCAACGUGAAGCAGUGGCUGCAGGAGAUAGACCGUUACGCCAGCGAGAACGUCAAUAAGCUCCUGGUGGGCAACAAGAGUGACCUCACCACCAAGAAGGUGGUGGACAACACCACAGCCAAGGAGUUUGCAGACUCACUGGGCAUCCCCUUCCUGGAGACGAGUGCCAAGAACGCGACCAACGUGGAGCAGGCGUUCAUGACCAUGGCUGCUGAGAUCAAAAAGCGGAUGGGGCCUGGGGCCGCCUCAGGGGGUGAACGGCCCAACCUCAAGAUUGACAGCACCCCUGUGAAGCCGGCUGGUGGGGGCUGUUGCUAGGAGGGCCGUGUGAGCUGGGACAGGAUGGGGCACCUUCUCCAGAUGAUGCCCCUGGAGGGGGCAGGAGGUGCCUCCCUUUCCUGGGGCAUUUGAGUCUGUGGCUUUGGGGUGUCCUGAGCUCCCCAUCUCCCUCUGGCCCAUCUGCCUGCUGCCCUGAGCCCCAGUUCUGUCAGGCCCCUUAGGGAGGAAACCUGGGGCUGGGCUGGGGGCAGGGCUCGCUCUGCUGCUGCCUCUGGGUAAUGUUAAGAGACACCCUAGCACACACCCUUCUUUGGGGUGAGGGCUCCUCUGUCCCGCCCCUGCCCCCCACGUAUGCUGCAGUGGGUUUCUCCUCUUGCCCCUUUUCCUUUUCUUCAGCCCUUCCCCAAGAGCCGAAGGUUCUCUGGCCUCUACUGCCUCUGGCCACUGUCUGCGCCUAGGGCCGGGAAUGGGGCUAGGGGACCCCGGACCUGGGAUGUGGGGCAGGGGUGGGGGGGCUGCAGCAACCCACAGCCCACCCUCCCCUCCGCCGUGCCUCCUCCCACACCUGUCACAGCUCAGCCAUCCGGCCUUGGGGGCCUGAGCUCACCCCGGGCAGGUGGGCGGGCAGCUGGCCGGGCCUGUGACUUGAGCCCAGAGGGAGCCUGCUCCUGCCGCCCCUGCCCUGCCCCUGCCCUGCCGAGCCAGGUCUGCGCUGCCAGCCUGCCUGCGGAGCCCCUUUGUCCCCGAGGCAGGUGGAGGCGGAAGGCCCACCAGCCGCGGCGUCAGCCUUAACCCUCACCCUGCCAGCACCGCCUCCCUCUCCCAGGAGGCGCAUCUGGCUGCUUGUGUCCCCUGGGCCUGUGAGGGUGGAUCCUGCCCCUGUGGCUACUUCUCUGGGGAAUGUGGGUACAACCCCAGGUUGGGGGCCACUUCACCCCCACCGGGGACCCCUCCCUCCGGCGGGCUUCCUGCUGGAAACCAAACCUUAGGUCUCCACCCACCGCCCUCACUGUCUCUGGCCUGCCCCACCUGUGCGCCCUGCCCUCCAGCUUGUAUUUAAGUCCCUGGGGGCCCCACUCCCAGGUGCCCCUCUGGUGUCAUGUCAGGCGUUUUGCAAGGAAAAGCCACUUGGGGGAAGACGGAAAAGGACAAAAAAAAAUCCAAUAAAUUUCCACUGGCCCUCUGGUAAGCUGAGGGUUUUUGCAAGGAA